AAUAAUAAUAAUAAUAAUAAUAAUAACAACUUUAUUUUUAUAUCCUGCUCCCAUCUCCCCAGAGGGGACUCGGGGCUGCUCACAUGGAGACAAGCCCAGUUUCAACAUACAAUAAAAUACAGCAUAAUUAAACCAAUGUAAAACAGGUAAGGUCCCAGGUUCAAACCCCGGGAGCGGUGUGAGCGGCCGCUGUUAGCUCCAGCUCCUGCCAACCUAGCAGUUCGAAGACAUGCCAAUGUGAGUAGAUCAAUAGGUACCACUCUGGUGGGAAGGUAACGGCACUCUAUGCAGUCAUGCUGGCCACAUGACCUUGGAGGUGUCUACGGACAACGCCGGCUCUUCGGCUUAGAAAUGGAGAUGAGCACCAACCCCCAGAGUCAGACAUGACUGGACUUAACGUCAGGGGAAACCUUUACCUUUACUUAAAACAGGUAAAAUAGUAUAAACAUACAACCAGCAUAAAACAUCAACAUCAAAACAUUAGAACGUUAGCGUCUGAGCAUAAUAUACAAACUGUAAGAUAAAAUUCAGCAGACUCUACAAGAGGGAAUUAAAGAUCUCAUUACAGGAUGAGUGGAGGUUGGCUAAGAGAAACUCUACUAUAUAUUUGUGGAAUGUCUAGGGUGGGAGAAAGAAAGAACAGUUGUCUGUUUUAAGCACUGUGAAUGUUGCAAUUAGCAAGCUUGAAGACACAUUCUGGCAACUUCUGGUGCCAACCAUUUUGGGAAAGGGAUGUUAUUUAGCUUGUGUGGCGGAUGGGUCCAGAUUGGAUGCCUGUGUGGCCAGAAAGGGAUGUCAGCACCUUGGUCAGCGCCUGCUUUCCUCCUGGCUUGCCUUGCCUCCCUGUUGCCCCACCAAACCAAGGCAGCUCUCCCUCCUCCUUCCUCCUCCUCCUCCUCCUCCUUUCUGCUCGUCCAUUGGUUCGCUGGAGAGUGAGAGGAGAUCCCCCUUCGACCCACCUCCUCUCCAACAUAGUCUCCUUUCCCCCAAAGCCUUGCUCCAGGAAGGAGGAGAAGGAAGGAAGGAAGGAAGGAAGGAGGAGAGUCCCUCCAAGCAGCCCUUUCUCCUGGUUCCCAAGGCAGCAGCCAUGAACCUCAACUUCACCUCGCACUCGCUCUCUUCCCACCGGGGCCCGACCUCCUUCUUCAUCGAAGACAUCCUGCUCCACAAACCCAAACCUCUCCGGGAAAUGGCUCCGGAGCCUUUCCACGCCCGGGUCCCUCUCCUGGACUACGGCUACCCCUUGAUGCCCCCGCCGGCCCUCUUGGCCCCCCACCCUCACCACCCUCUCCACAAACCCGACCACCACCACCAUCACCACCACCCGCCUUAUUUCCUCACCGCUUCGGGGCUCCCGGUGCCGGCGCUCUUCCAGCCUCACCCGCAGAGCGAGCUGCCCGGGAAGCACUGCCGCCGCCGCAAGGCCCGCACCGUCUUCUCCGACUCGCAGCUCUCCGGCCUGGAGAAGCGCUUCGAGGUGCAGCGCUACCUGUCCACGCCCGAGCGGGUCGAGCUCGCCACCGCCCUCAGCCUCUCCGAGACCCAGGUCAAGACCUGGUUCCAGAACCGAAGGAUGAAGCACAAAAAGCAGCUGAGGAAGAGCCAGGAGGAGCCCAAAGGCCUGGCGGGGGAAGGCGCGGAGUCCGGGGCCAACAGCGACACAGAGUUGGGGGCCUCGGAGAAACCCAGUGUUUCCUCUUCCUCCUCCUCUUCUUCCUCCUCCUCUUCCUCCUCCUCUUCUUGCAAAGGAGCCCCUCCACAGCCUCCUGCUUACCUUCUGGAGGAAACUGAAGACGAAGUGGAUAUCAUAGAAGGGGCUGAGCUGUGUGGGGCCCCCCAGCACCUCAUUUAGGGGUCCCAAUAGGGUCGCCUUCCCCUUUCCCACCCUCUUGACCCCCUCUGAUCCCUAUCUUGGUUCAAAACUCUCACAGGACAGGAAGGAAUGGCUUGUUCUCCUUCUUCACUGGCCCUGAAGGAGGGAAGGAGUGCAUCUUCAUGACAUAUUUGGCAUAGUCGGCAGGAUUUCUGACAGAGAAAGCAGAGUAUGACACAUCCACAUAUGCACAUGCUUACACGUCCUCAGUUUUGACCCAUUGACCCAAAGGGCCAGGACUUGAAAGGAAUGGGGUCUGAGACUUCAUUAGAAAAAAAAACCACAUACACAAAUAAAACCCCCAUAUUUUGAUAUAUUAUUGUUAUUAUUAUUAUUAUUAUUAUUAUUAUUAUUAUUAUUAUUAUUAUUAUUAUUAUUUUAUUGUAUGACACAGCAAACAAGAUAGAUAUGCUGGAUUUCGUAUCACAAAAUCACAAGUCGAACACUUCCCAAGUGUCUAGGACUGUGUGAUGUAUUUUCGGAUGAUGUGCGCAGAUCCCAGUUGGGUGGCCUUUUGCAGUUGGCAGAUCGUAAUUUUGUCAAUGUGUAUUGUUUCCAAAUGCCGGCUGAGAUCUUUUGGCAUGGCACCCAAUGUACCACCCAAUAAUAAUAAUAAUAAUAAUAAUAAUAAUAAUAAUAAUAAUAAUAAUAAUAAUCAAAGGCUUUCAUGGCCAGAAUCACAGGGUUGUUGUGUGUUUUCCGGGUUGUAUACCUCACAACCUCUGAGGAUGCCUGCCAUAGAUGUGGGCGAAACAUCAGGAGAGAAUGCUUCUGGAACAUGGCUGCUAUUAUUAUUAUUAUUAUUAUUAUUAUUAUUAUUAUUAUUAUUAUUGUCAAAGGCUUUCAUGGCCAGAAUCACAGGGUUGUUGUGUGUUUUCCAGGCUGUAUGGCCAUGUUCCAGAAGCAUGCGCUCCUGACGUUUCGCCCACAUCUAUGGCAGGUAUCCUCAGAGUGUGUGCCAUAGAUGUGGGCAAAACAUCAGGAGAGAAUACUUCUGGAACUUGGCUGCUAU
This is a messenger RNA of Anolis carolinensis (green anole), 2885 nucleotides long. RefSeq names its product brain specific homeobox (gene bsx). The transcript has 3 exons. Lineage: Eukaryota; Metazoa; Chordata; Lepidosauria; Squamata; Anolidae. Gene Ontology annotation, molecular function: DNA binding; DNA-binding transcription factor activity, RNA polymerase II-specific. The coding region runs from base 1088 to 1852 and encodes 254 amino acids. The record is from RefSeq and is a predicted model, not a curated record. Gene Ontology annotation, biological process: regulation of DNA-templated transcription.